Molecule: messenger RNA, 1062 nt
Organism: Pseudophryne corroboree (corroboree frog)
Lineage: Eukaryota; Metazoa; Chordata; Amphibia; Anura; Myobatrachidae
Product: inactive hydroxysteroid dehydrogenase-like protein 1
Exons: 5
Coding region: 1-1062 (353 amino acids)
Cellular component (GO): mitochondrion
Molecular function (GO): oxidoreductase activity
Source: RefSeq, a predicted model, not a curated record
AUGCCGUUUUUUCUUCAAAGUGUCAUCUCGAUGCCUGUUUGCAUUGCAAAGGAGAUGGUGAUUGCUGUAAGAAGUGUCUCUGUAUCACUAAUGCAGGAGGUGUCACAGUUCUGCUACAAUCAGAAGGAGACCCUGGAGAUGGUGGGAGCUGGAUACAUAGUUUGGAAAGGCCUGAAACUCCUGUGUGGGUGUUAUAGUCUGGUGCAGCAGAUCUGCCAGUGUCUGUUUAGCAACGCCAGAAUUAUAAGGCAAUAUGGAGAGUGGGCUGUAGUCACUGGAGCCACAGAUGGUAUUGGUAAAGCAUACGCUGAGGAGCUGGCAAGUUACGGCAUGAACGUGAUUCUUUUAGGCCGCAACACUGAGAAGCUCCAAAAUGUGUCUGAGGCAAUAAUGGCUGCCUAUGGCGUGAAAACUCGUUUCAUAGUGGCUGAUUUCAGCAAGGGCCGUGAAGUGUUUCCUGCCAUUAAGGAGGCUCUUAAUGACGUGGAUGUUGGUAUUUUGGUUAACAAUGCUGGAGUGUUUUAUGACUACCCUGCAUGCCUUAUGGAAGUACCAGAGAAUAAAAGUUUGGAGCUCAUCAAUGUCAACAUUGCUGCAGCUGUUAUGAUGGUAUAUGUAGUGCUCCCGGGCAUGGUGCAACGAAAGAGAGGAGCCAUUAUCAAUGUGGCCUCUGCAACAUAUUACACGCCCAUUCCACUUAUGACUGUAUAUGUUGCCUCCAAGUCUUUUCUGGAUUGUUUCACUAGAGCGUUACAGUAUGAAUAUUCCUCUGAAGGGAUAUUUAUACAGAGCUUGACUCCUUUUUUUGUGGUUACAAAAAUGACAGAUUUUUCUGAUUUCCUUACAAAAAAGUCCUUGUUGGUUCCACUUGCUAAACGCUACGCACAUAGUGCAGUGCGAACCAUUGGGAGAUCAUUGACAACCACUGGAUACUGGUCUCACGCCAUCCAGGGUAUUCCAUCAGAUCUUAAAGAUACAAUGGCUUUAUUAACUAUAUUAACUGCUGAUGUCAGCAGCCUUUACACCUGCAUACCACUCGAUGAGGAAGUAAAGGCUCAGUAA